Molecule: messenger RNA, 1239 nt
Organism: Protopolystoma xenopodis
Lineage: Eukaryota; Metazoa; Platyhelminthes; Monogenea; Polystomatidea; Polystomatidae
Source: the annotation of a GenBank genome assembly
AUGCUUGGUUUCCGCUGCCAUUUGCAAUUCGCUAUUGACAAUCAAGCCCCAGUUUGUGGAAAGCAAGGAACCACCAUAAGCCUACUUCAGAAGCGAUUGGGCGAAGAUGAACCUCUUGGAUCUGUUCUAAUCAACGAUGAUAUACAGACGACAGGAUAUGCCAGCCGCCAUGUCGCCCCACACAAUUCUCCUCUUGGCUCCAGCGGUCUUCAGCCCAUUCUCCUCCACCUCGAAGGCAGCUCCGUCGUGCCUACUCCGUCCAUGCCAGAAGUCAACAUACGGCAUCAGCGGUGGGUUUCGCCAUUCUCCGCAACGUUUGAGAAUGUACCAAGUCGACUGUUUGAUGCUGGGAAUCAUGGCAACUACUAUGGCAGGCGACUUCUGACAAGGUGCGUUCUAUCAAGUCGCCCUGACAACAAGACCAAGUUGCGACAACAAGUUCAACCCACUUCUACAACAAGAAAGGAGACUGCGACCACACCGAAGGUCACACGAUCUUGGUCCUCAUAUCUUAAACGAGAGUAUGAUCCAAUAUUCGUGGUUCUUGUCGCAGCAACAACCCCCAAAUUGAUUGACGAUUUUAGCUUCAAAAACAGACUCCAGCUUAAUCGAGGAAGUUGUUUGACCUUGGUUCCGCAACUUGGUCAUGCUAGCACGAAGACCUUGAGGAGCGCAGCUUGUCCGGAGUCCAUACAGGGCAUAGUAACAGCCAGAGCGCCUAGACUCGGAUUCCCAUUCAAUGUAGCCUCAAUCUGGUCUGACCCCAUUUUCGUAACUCGGCCGAGUUGUCAGGACGACCUAUUUGGACUCAACUCGCCCAACGUUCUUUGCUUGAGUGGUUAUGAUGGUUCCCAGCCUCGGAGCGUAGACAUGUGUGCUGUACGUCCCGGUUCGGUGGAUAUCUGUUUCAGGCAGACAAGGCUUGCUACCGCCGAGCAGUCUGGACGAGAGAACGGCAGCCCGAUUGGAACAACUGAAGCAAAAUGUACCGAUUAUGCACUUGCAAUACGCUCACAGGUUGGACAAGUUCACUUUUGUGAUUUCAUGCCGUGCCAUGCUUCACUUUUUUCCCGAAUUGAGCCAAUUCUAUGCAUCCUACCACACCAGGGCGGAAGCAGUCUUCAUCCGCUUCAUGAUCCCUCCGCGCGAUCGACCAAUCAACUGGUGACUUUGGCUUGUUCUGUCGCGAGGAUCAGCAACGUACAAGUUUUUGCCCUACACAUUCCUACAAUCGUCUAG